Molecule: messenger RNA, 1317 nt
Organism: Peronospora matthiolae
Lineage: Eukaryota; Oomycota; Peronosporomycetes; Peronosporales; Peronosporaceae
Source: the annotation of a GenBank genome assembly
AUGGGUCGCAUGCAAUACCUGUACCCUUUCGCCACCGUACUCGCCCUUGCUGCCAAGGAGGCUGGCGCUUUCACCAUCGGAUCUCCCUCUGGUUUAGGCGCCGGCACAACUGGAGGCGCUGGUGGAGAAGUCGUGUAUCCCACUACGAACGCCGAGCUUUUGACGUACCUGAACGAUACCAGGCCGUUCAUCAUUGUCCUCAACAAGACGUUCGACUUUCGCGGAACUGAAGGCACGACCACCGAGAUCGGUUGCCGACCAGUCGAAAACCUCAUGUGCAUGGAGAAGAACAACGGCUUUAAAGGCCAAGACAUGAUCCUUCGAAAAGGUAAGAAUAUCACCAGUGACUGCGCCGACGGCACGGAGGUGAUGGUGACAUACGACAACGCUGCACUCAACCGUGCCCUUGUGAGGGACAACAAGACCAUCCGUGGCAUUGGCAAGAAAGGCGUGAUGAUUGGCAAGGGACUAACUCUGCGCAACAACAUUAUCGUCCAGAACAUCUUUAUCACGGAACUAAACCCAUCCUUGAAUUGGGCCGGUGACGCCAUCUUCAUACCAGGCUCUAUUGACGGAACCGUUGUGGGUUACAACAUCUGGAUCGACCACGUCAAGGUGUCUCGCAUCGGCCGCCAAAUGGUGGUGACGAAUAAGGCUGGUGUGUCAUCAAUGACCAUCAGCAACUCGGACUUCGACGGCCACACGGACUUCUCCUCGUCAUGCGACGGACACCACUCCUGGACCUUCCUGCUUUCCGGCAAAUCCACAGGCAUCACGAUGAUCAACAAUUACGUACACGGGACGUCCGGUCGGUCGCCUAGAGUCGGCGGUGAGAAAGAUAACAAAGUCGUUGUGCACAUCGUCAAUAACUACUGGGGCGACAGCACGGGCCACUCUCUUGAUGUUGCGGAAAACGCGCACGUUCUUGCUGAGGGCAACUACUUCGAGAACACGAACCAGACUCUGAAAAACGGUACGGAAGGAUGUCUGUACGUAUUCAACAGUACCGUCGGUCCCGAUAUGUGCAAGAGCUACCUGGGUCGCUCGUGUGCGCCGAACGUCCUUGUGCAUAGCAGCAGCCUUACGGAGCGCAACGGGGCUUGCGCCCUCGAGGCCAUGAAGGGGUACCCGAACAUCAUCGACUUCUCGUCAAAAUCUGCUCGUGCCGCUGACAUCGAUCAGAAACGUGGGAAGCAGUCCAGUUCUGAAGCCGACAAGCUCUACUGCGGGAUGACUCCAUUGCCGGUCCCUGCGAGCGAGUUGGUUGGGGAGUGGGCCCGGACGACCGGUAACUACGGCGUCGGCAAUUUGGACUAA